AUGGAAAUCCAGACGGCGAACAUUCGAGGUCCGGUGCAAGAGAUUAGCCCGGAAGCAUUGGAGGCGAUGCUACGGCAGACGGGCACGAAGCAAUUAGCGAUGGGGGGAGAUGUGGCUGAGGACGACGUGACGGGUGGAGACUUGAUCAUUGCGGAGGACGGAAAGAUUACGUUCCAGCCUGCGGGGGCUGACCCAUUGAAGUUACGAGGCAUGGAAGUGGAUCUCCCGGCAGAUGCUGAAAAUAUAGGUUUUGCAUUUGGGGGACAACCAGUAGUAUUUCCAGACCCAGAGUCAGGUGCAGAGCCUCAACCAUUAACAAUAGUCGGCUUCAGCAUUCCCGGGGGACCAAGCUUCAAUGUCUUCGAGAAUAUGGGCGUCGAUUUCCGCGCUCUCCAACAAGGACAAGUGAAGGCAGUUAGUGCCUCACCCGCUGACCCACUCCUCGCAAGAGCUGUGGCUCAAAUGAACCAAUUACAAAUCGACCAACCGGUCAACAUGGGAGACAUCCUCCCUGCCGUCGGCAGUCUACCCAAACUACCCGAUAAUCCACUGCAGGGACUUACUCUAGUCAACCCUCAGAUGCAAUCCAUCCCACAUGAACUUAGGGCUACCGCACCCCAUACCGGACGACCAUCCAUCACGACGCAGACCA
Molecule: messenger RNA, 652 nt
Organism: Gregarina niphandrodes
Lineage: Eukaryota; Apicomplexa; Conoidasida; Eugregarinorida; Gregarinidae
Exons: 1
Source: RefSeq, a predicted model, not a curated record